AACUUUCUAAGAUCUCCUUUCGUGCUUAACUUACCAGUUGCUGUGCAGAGCAGCAGUGAAAGUGGACGGAAAAGAGGCUUCUCACUUGAUUUGUUACCUCCCCCUGUGACAACAGAGGACCAUCUUUUACCUUUGGCCCCCGCAUUCACUGGAAAUGGGUAUUCUGGCUAUAUUGAUUCUCCCUUUACUGGUGGUUGGAAUUGCUGGGAUCGUUUAUAUUUACAAAAAAAUAAUGCGACUCAUGUCCAAGUCAGCUGUGAGGAACAAAGUGGUGGUUAUAACUGAUGCCAUAUCAGGGCUUGGCAAAGAGUGUUCCAGAGUGUUUCACAGUGGCGGAGGACGGGUAGUUCUGUGUGGAAAUGACUGGGAAAAGUUAGAAGCUCUACAAGAAGCCUUGAAUGACGUGGCUGACCCCAGCCAGACUUUCACGCCAAAACUGGUGCACAUGGAUAUGAGUGAAACGGAAACCAUUCCCAAGAUGGCUAAGGAAAUCCUCGAGAGCUUUGGGUGCGUGGAUGUGCUGAUUAACAACAGCAGUGUGAAAAUCAAAGGAGGAGCCCUCAAUGUUCCUUUCGAAAUGGACAGAAAGAUAAUGGACGCAAACUACUUUGGACCAAUUACCUUGACCAAAGAGCUUCUUCCCUCCAUGAUAUCCAGACACACAGGUCAGAUCGUGUUGGUGAAUAGUAUUCAGGGAAAACUCGGGCUCCCGUUCCGUGCUGCCUAUGCUGCUUCUAAACACGCCGUACAAGCCUUCUUUGACUGUCUGCGAGCGGAGGUGGCAGAGUUUGGCAUCACCGUGAGCACCGUGAGCCCCACGUUCAUCCGCGCUUAUCACCAAAUGCCGGACACUGGGAAUUGGGAGGCAUCCAUUUGGAAAUUCUUUUUCAGGAAGUUGGUGUAUGGUGUCCACCCAGUAGAAGUGGCUGAGGAAGUGCUCUACACAGUGAACAGGGGGAGUAAGGAGGUGGUGAUUGGAAACCCUGUGCCAAAGGCAUUCAUCUACUUGAGGACAUUCCUUCCUGAGAUCUUCUUUGCAAUCGUUGCUGCUGGAAUCUCAGAGCAUCAGGGUGCAGAGGAAGAACAAUAG
Molecule: messenger RNA, 1090 nt
Organism: Callorhinchus milii (elephant shark)
Lineage: Eukaryota; Metazoa; Chordata; Chondrichthyes; Chimaeriformes; Callorhinchidae
Gene: dhrs7cb
Product: dehydrogenase/reductase (SDR family) member 7Cb
Exons: 7
Coding region: 155-1090 (311 amino acids)
Biological process (GO): regulation of release of sequestered calcium ion into cytosol by sarcoplasmic reticulum
Cellular component (GO): sarcoplasmic reticulum membrane
Molecular function (GO): all-trans-retinol dehydrogenase (NAD+) activity
Source: RefSeq, a predicted model, not a curated record